Molecule: messenger RNA, 3164 nt
Organism: Fundulus heteroclitus (mummichog)
Lineage: Eukaryota; Metazoa; Chordata; Actinopteri; Cyprinodontiformes; Fundulidae
Gene: lnx1
Product: ligand of numb-protein X 1
Exons: 11
Coding region: 356-2728 (790 amino acids)
Biological process (GO): ubiquitin-dependent protein catabolic process
Cellular component (GO): cytoplasm
Molecular function (GO): metal ion binding; protein binding; ubiquitin-protein transferase activity
Source: RefSeq, a predicted model, not a curated record
GUUACAGAUGAGCCGUUUUUGAGCUUACACAGGAGCUCAGCUCCGCACCUUGGGUUGGAGUCGGAAGAUUUUCCGAAAAGACAGGGAAUUAGAUACAAUUUCUCUCCCUGAAGGUCGGUCAUCCAUUUCGCCAGGCUCUCUGACCAGGACAAAGUCCUGUUUUGUGAGUCAUUUACCUGCCGUUGUUCUCCACCUCCCCUCUCUGAAGGGUUUAAUGUUACACCUACUGCGAGACUUUACCUGUUCAGAUCUCCUCUGCUGACGUCCCAUUCAUCUCAUCUACCUUCAUAUCCCAGGUCCUACCUUUCAAAUGAGCGCCCAGGAGGGGAGUGUGUAGCCUGAAGUUGCAGCAGUCAUGGCAGAAGCAUCCCCUUUAGCUAGCUCCCCGACAGACAGCGAUCUAUUUUCCCCAGCCCCUGACCUGUGCGCGUCAUGCGGCCACAGCCACAAACUGGAGGAGAACCAUGAAUACGUCUACCAGGACGAGGUGGACGAUGACCUUGUCUGCCACAUCUGUUUGCAGCCGCUCAUCAGGCCCCUGGACACACCUUGCGGUCACACCUACUGCCAGGAGUGCCUCACCAGCUUCCUGCUGGAGGGGGACUUCUGCCCCGUGUGCCGCAUGCCCCUCAUGCUGCAGAGCUGCAGAAAGCCCAGCCUCCUGGUGCACAAGCUGCUGGAUAAGCUGAUGGUGGUCUGCCCUUUCACGGAGUUUUGCACCGAAACCCUGCCUCGUAGUGACCUGGAAGACCACAUCAAGGGCAGGUGUAAAGGGGCCUCCCACUAUGGACUCUCGGCAGACAGGAAGCGGCGCUCGCAGGAGGGGGAGUGCACAGACAGCACGUCAGAACUCACCGUCGCCACGCUGCCCAACGACGGACCCACCUCCGCCGCCGUGGCUCUGCUCUCAGACGAACCCGGUCUGGUCAACCCGGCCUUCGACCCCAGCAUGGAGGACAACAGUCAGUCAGGCAGCAUGACCAGCCUGGCGGCUCGCAGCAGCAGCAAGAAGAUCAGAAAUUUUGACCGGUCUUCGGUGAGGAGCCGCUCCUUCAGGAGGUUGAACCGGGCGUUCAGCGUCCUGCGGAGGACCAAGAGCGGCACCGCCGUCAGCAAUGAGACAUCCGAGGAGCGAGACAACGCCAGGAAUUCCAGCGUGCCACCAGAAGUGCUGGCUCUUCCUCAGCUGCAUCACUUGAUCCCUGAUGGAGAACUCACCAGUAUUAAGAUCACGCGACAGGAUCCCUCAGACCCGCUGGCCAUCAGCAUCGUCGGCGGCAACGAGACCCCUCUGGUUCGCAUCCUCAUCCAGGACAUCUACAGAGAGGGUGUCAUCGCUCGGGAUGGUCGGUUGUUGCCCGGCGACAUGAUUCUUAAGGUCAACGGCAUCGACAUCAGCAACGUGCCUCACCACUUUGCCGUGACCACUCUCAGACAGCCGUGCCAGCUCCUGCGGCUCACCGUGCUCAGAGAGCAGCGGCACCGCUACCGUUCGCACUCGCACGGCCACACUCCGGGCGCCGGGGUCCACCAGUCCGCCGGACAACCCAACUACCCGAUGAGAGACGACGGCGUUCACGCGGCCCUGAACGGCCACAGCAACGGAGCCGGGGUCCACCCGUCUCUCGGCCAGCCCCACUAUCCGGUGAGAGACGACAGCAUUCACGUGGUGCUGAAAAAGAGCCUUCCGGAUGAACAGCUGGGGAUCAAGCUGGUGCGGCGAGCAGAGGAGCACGGGGUCUAUAUCUUUCACCUGCUGGAGGGCGGCCUUGCCGCACGUGAUGGACAGCUGUGCAUAGGCGACCGCGUGCUGGCCAUCAACGGACACGACCUUCGUUACGGGGCGCCGGAGCACGCCGCUUUGCUCAUCCAGGCAAGCGAGCAGCGUGUGCACUUCAUCGUAUCUCGUCAGAUCUGCCUGCCCACCCCAGACAUCCUACAAGAAGGACCGUGGGGCAUGGAUGGCCCCCCACCAUACUCCCCUGUGGAUAUGGAGCAAACGCUUCUGGACUCAUGUCAGAAGCCCACAUGCUACGAGAAGACAGUGACACUAACCAAGGAGCCGUACGACUCCCUGGGAAUGACGGUGGCGGGUGGAAUGUCCAGCCGAGGAUGGGACCUUCCCAUCUACGUUACAAAUGUGGACCCGGACGGAGUCGUGGGACGGGAGGGAUCCAUUCGCAAAGGGGACAUUUUGCUGAACGUGAACGGCAUGGAUUUGACGGGGGUGACCCGAGGCGAGGCCGUGGCCAACUUGAAGAACACCUCCUCUCCGGUUGUGCUCAAGGUGCUGGAGAUGGGCCCCCCGGAGGACAGCCUGCAGGAGUACCCAUUGCCGCCUUGUCUCACGCCGUCCCCCACAGACAGCACCAAGAGCCCGCUACCGAACGACGACUACUCCCCGCUGUGGGUUUCAUGGCUCCAGCUGCCCAGACACCUCUACUGCUGCAAAGACAUCGUGCUGCGGCGGAACACGUCGGGCAGCCUGGGCUUCAGCAUCGUGGGAGGUCAGGAGGAGGUCAACUGCAAUCAAUCCUUUUUUAUCCGCUCCAUCGUGGAGGGGACGCCGGCCUACAACGACGGCAGGAUAAGGUGUGGGGACGUCUUGCUUGAGGUGAACGGGAAGAGCACAUGGGGGAUGACGCACACGGCACUGGUCCGCCUCUUGAAGGAGCUGCGGGGCAGAAUCACCCUGACCAUCGUGUCUUGGCCGGGCAGCCUGCUGUAACGGGGCAUCCGGGCCAUCCGGCACCUCUUUAUCGGCACUGACCGAGGAAUGUGGAGGGCAGAGCUUUAGACUGGCCGACCACCCUAAGCUGGCUGUGCGGGAGACAAGCUCAGGACUGUGUGGAUACCUCGCUGCAGAUGGGCUGCCGGGACAUUGCCAGGACUUUGCAGGGGCACCGAUAUUAGACUGGAUUGUUUUCAGAAGUUUGACUCGCCCCCGAGGAAAUUCUGAACUAAAAAGAUCCAGGCUGGAUGUCGGAUGCUUGUCUGUUUAGAGGACAUUGUCUGCGUCUUGGAACAGCAUCCAGCGAGUGGGGGUGGCAGGACUGAAAGGAGACACAACCCGUUGCCAAUUUCAGUAGAUAUAUAUUAGGAUAUGCGUUAAGAUGGACUCACAUUUAUUUACGUAAAUGUUGGGUGUCUACAAAAAAAAAAAA